AUGGCCAACUCGCUCGGAAAACGUAAGCAGCGUGAAGGGGAUGAGGCGCAUCUGUCGGAAAGUCAUGGAUCAACUUUAUUUGUCUCAAAUUUACCCUAUUCUGCCACUUCUGUCGACCUACAGACCCUCUUCUCUGACUUCGCGCCCGUACGAUCUGCUUUCGUUGUCCUCGAUCAGGCUUCUGGUAUUUCUAAAGGAGUCGGGUAUGUUUCUUUUGCUAUCAAAGAGGAUGCACAAAUGGCACUGGAAAAGGUCGAUCGGGAAGGUAUAGCGUUAGAUGGUAGAAGCUUGCGACUGCAAUGGCCAAAUAACAAAAGCAAGGACAAGUCGUCUCAGAAUAAGGUCAAAAUUACGAGGCCAGAGGACCUUGAUGCAAGAAAAGCAAAACCCUCACGGCCUUCGUCAAGCUCGGCGCCGCGUGAUCCAUUGGCGAUUCGUACAGUAGUCAUUACUGGUCUACCCAGAACAGCAGACUCAAAAACGAUAUGGAAGAAGAUACGCAAGCUAGAAGGUGCCGAGAAGGUGGAUUGCGUCGAUUCGAGCGCAGCCCACGCCCUUUUCGUGACACCGGCUACUGCGAUGGAGGCGGCGAAUAAACUCCACGCGCACGUAUUCAAAGGAUCUCUACUCUCCGCGACUCUCAAGAAGCGUCUUGAUGGGCUAGCAAAUGCACCAAAGAAACUACAAGCAGCGAAGGAGAAAGGUCCCGCGCCAAACCGCGCGAGCAGACUGAUCGUGCGGAAUCUCCCGUUCGAUAUCACAGAGCAGGACUUGCGUGCUGUGUUCCUUCCAUAUGGCCCCAUCUACUCAAUCGACAUACCCUCUGUGGAGGCGCCAAAACCAGAAGAGGAGGACGUAAGGCCGAGCGCUGCGCCGCGGAAGAAAGGUUUUGCGUUCGUGUGGAUGCUGAGCCGCAUGGAUGCGGAGCGCGCGAUGGAACAGUGCAAUGGGAUUGCAGUGGAGGCGGGCAUGGCAGAGCGCCUGGUUUCGGACAAGCAGAAGCGGAAGAAGCAGAGAAGAGAGGAGCAGAAGAUAAUGAAAGCGUCAGGUGCGGUGGGCCAUGCAGAAUUGAGUGGAGAUAAUGGUGGUGAAAGUGGAGGCGAGGAAGAGGGGGUGGCUGGCAAGAAGCUGCAUUCCACACGAAGGAUUAUUGCAGUGGACUGGGCAUUGAGCAAGGAAAGAUGGGAGAAGGAAAAGGCAAGGGUUGAGCAGAAGGAUAUUGAGAUGGAGAGGCUUGAUGGCGAUGAAGACAGCGGGAGUGAGAGCAGUGCAAGUGAAAGCGACAGUGACAGAGGGGAUGACGAAGAUGAAGAGCUCCUUGGAGUUCAUGAGGACGACGAUGAGUAUGAAGAAAAAGGUGGUGCUAGUGGAGAGGACGGUAGUGACGACGGCGCGGAGGAGCCUAGUAAGCCUGUUUUGCCUCCCCCAGAAACGGGUACGACGCUGUUUGUCCGCAAUGUUCCAUUUGAGGCGACUGAGGAUGAGCUUAGGACACUGUUCCGGGCUUUCGGACCUCUUCGCUAUGCUCGUAUUACCAUGGACCAUGAGAUUGGGCGUUCGAGAGGCACCGGGUUCGUCUGCUUUUGGAACAAGGCAGAUGCGGACAAGGCAAUAGAACAGAGUGAACUUCUACGCGCUGAAACCGUCACCAACAAAGUUGCUGUGCACAAAAAGAAUCCGUUUAAGCUCCCAUCCCUCCUAACACCUGAUCCCUCAGCAUCCGUAGCUCAGAAUCUAGUAUUACAAGGCCGAACUCUGGACGUGAUACGCGCCGUCACCAGAGAUGAGGCCGGCAAGCUGAAGGAAGAGGGAGAGAGGCAACGAGAAAAGGCAGACAAGCGGAAUCUAUACCUGUUGCGGGAAGGCAUCAUUCUUCCAAACUCUCCUGCGGCUGAGACUAUGAACCCUGCAGAAGUGGAGAAGCGCACACAGUCAUUCAACGCCCGUCGCACGUUGCUUCGUUCCAAUCCGUCGCUGUACGUCUCGCGGACACGACUUAGCAUUCGGCAAUUACCUGUUUUUGUCACGGAGCGCAUCGUGAAGCGUCUAGCUAUCCAUGCGGUGCGAAAAUUCGAAAAGGAAGUCAAGGAGGGAAUAAGACAGCGGCUUAGUGAGGAUGAACUGCUGGAGGCUCGCGUGGCUGAAGACGAGGAUACGCCAGCAAAAACAGAGGUCGACGAGGGUGGCGCAAAGAAACCGUUACGCGAGCAGCAUAAAAAAGGCGGUAGACCUACGGGAGUCAAGCAAGCCAAGAUUGUGCGUCAGUCAGAUCGUGUUGAUGCCGUCACCGGAAAAGGACGGAGCAAAGGAUAUGGUUUCCUGGAGAUGACUUCACAUGCAGAUGCUCUGCGUGUAUUGCGGUGGGCGAACAACAAUCCAGCUGUUGCCACGCUGUUCGAGGAGUGGUGGAAGGCUGAAUUGGAAGACCUGGUGAAGAUCGAGAAGGCAAAGCCAAAGAAAGAUGAGACUAGGCUCAAGCGGAUAGUGGAAGAACUCGGGCGUGGUGCACCAGCGAGGAACAAAGGGACGCUUAUCGUCGAAUUCUCGAUCGAGAAUGUGCAGGUAGUCCAGAGGCGUGCAGCGCAUCAGCGGGACACUCACCAGAAGGGGGAAGUACCAAAAGUGAAGCGGAGAGUGUCCCUGUCCGAUGUUAAAAGAGAGCAAUCAGAGGAACGUCCGAUUAAAAAACGACGUACAUCUGAACCUCAUGGAAAUUCAGGUUCGCCGACAAAAGCAAAAGAAGAAAAGGCGAAAUCAGGACAACAGGUUGGUUCAUUGAUCGGCAGAAAGCGUAAGGAGCGGAAGUCCAAGAAGCGAGCUAGCUAG
This is a messenger RNA of Fibroporia radiculosa, 2826 nucleotides long. RefSeq lists its product as uncharacterized. The record is from RefSeq and is a predicted model, not a curated record. NCBI's taxonomy places the organism in Eukaryota, Fungi, Basidiomycota, Agaricomycetes, Polyporales, Fibroporiaceae. The transcript has 7 exons. Gene Ontology annotation, molecular function: RNA binding. The coding region runs from base 1 to 2826 and encodes 941 amino acids.